Pelodiscus sinensis (Chinese soft-shelled turtle) is the source of this 8111-nucleotide messenger RNA. The record is from RefSeq and is a predicted model, not a curated record. Lineage: Eukaryota; Metazoa; Chordata; Testudines; Trionychidae.
UGGAUUCCUUGGGAUAUGCAGUGUCUUUUGAGAAUUUCAGAUCGGCACCCCUAUAGUAACAGAGCUGGAGAGUUGCCACUGUUGUUUUCAUGUUUUGAAAAGGUGCUGCAUUUCUACUGUGACACUUGUUCAGUCCCUAUCUGCCGGGAAUGCACCAUGGGACGACAUGUGGGUCAUAGCUUUAUCUACCUCCAAGAUGCCCUCCAGGAUUCCAGAACCCUCACCAUCCAAUUGCUAGCAGAUGCUCAGCAAGGGCGCCAAGCUAUUCAGCUGAGUAUUGAACAGGCCCAAGCAGUGGCAGAACAAGUUGAGAUGAAAGCGAAGGUGGUGCAGUCUGAAGUCAAAGCUAUGACAUCUCGAGUGGAAAAGAUUCGUCAAGUCAAAGCCAAAUCCCUCUACCUGCAAGUUGAAAAGUUGCUUCUGGCUCGGGACCGCAUGUUGGCUCAGGUGCAGGAGCUGAAGAAUGUGAGAGGCCUUCUACAGCCACAGGAAGAUGACAGAGUCAUGUUCACUCCUCCUGACCAGGCUCUCUAUAUGGCCAUUAAAUCAAUGGGGUUUGUCAGCAGUGGGGCUUUUGCUCCUCUGACCAAAGCCACUGGGGAAGGUCUCAAACGUGCACUACAGGGCAAAGUGGCCUCCUUCACAGUGAUAGGUUAUGACCAUGAUGGUGAACCACGCCUUUCGGGGGGUGAUAUGAUCUCUGCAGUGGUGAUGGGCCCUGACGGAAACCUGUUUGGUGCAGAUGUCAAUGAUCAGCAGAAUGGCACCUACCUGGUCAGUUACAGACCACAGCUGGAGGGAGAGCAUCUAGUUUCGGUCAUGAUGUGCAACCAGCACAUAGAGAACAGUCCAUUCAAGGUCAUGGUAAAAUCUGGGCGCAGUUACAUCGGCAUUGGACUACCAGGGCUUUCGUUUGGCAGCGAGGGAGACAACGAUGGCAAACUGUGUCGCCCCUGGGGAGUUUGCGUAGACAAAGAAGGGUACAUCAUUGUUGCUGAUCGCAGUAAUAACCGUAUUCAGGUGUUUAAGCCUUGUGGUACCUUCCACCACAAAUUCGGCACCUUGGGCUCCAGGCCUGGACAGUUUGAUCGCCCUGCUGGUGUUGCCUGUGAUAUCUCGCGUAGGAUUGUUGUGGCUGACAAGGAUAAUCAUCGCAUCCAGAUCUUUACAUUUGAUGGGCAGUUUAUUCUGAAAUUUGGGGAAAAAGGAACCAAAAAUGGCCAAUUCAAUUACCCAUGGGAUGUGGCAGUCAACUCCGAGGGCAAAAUCCUCGUCUCUGACACGAGGAACCAUCGGAUUCAACUAUUUGGACCUGAUGGUGUGUUUCUGAAUAAAUAUGGCUUCGAAGGGGCACUCUGGAAGCACUUUGAUUCGCCAAGGGGUGUGACUUUCAAUCAUGAAGGCCAUCUGGUAGUAACAGAUUUCAACAACCAUCGGCUCCUGGUCAUCCAUCCAGAUUGCCAGUCGGCACGCUUUCUUGGGUCAGAAGGCACCAGCAACGGCCAGUUUCUGCGCCCGCAAGGCGUGGCUGUGGAUCAAGAGGGGCGCAUCAUUGUGGCAGAUUCUAGGAACCACCGAGUGCAGAUAUUUGAGUCCAAUGGUAGUUUUUUAUGCAAAUUUGGCACUCAGGGAAGUGGCUUUGGUCAGAUGGACCGUCCUUCAGGUAUAGCUGUCACCCCUGAUGGCAUGAUUGUUGUGGUUGACUUCGGAAACAAUCGAAUUCUCAUUUUCUAAUCUGUUAUCUGAGUUAGGAAGAAACUGUCUCAGGGAAAUUCUUUUAAGAGAACGAAAAAAUACAACGUUAAUUCAAACCUACCUCAUCUUUAAUUUUUUACAGAUGAAUGUACUUAUCUUUUCUGUAGGGAGUGAUCCUGUAAAGUUAUAAAUUCUAUCUACCUCAUUAUCUUUGUGUUCUUCCCCCUCUUCCCCAGCAGUAAAGUUUUACCUCUACCCCACAUGGGACAUCAUGCACAAAGAUGUGUUGCUGUGCACAUUAGGUGGUUGCGUGGUGAAUUCUGUAGACUAAGCCAAAAAGGCGCACUCUAAUUUUUUUUUUAAAUGGGGGAAAAAUCAGUUGUAUUAGAUAUUUGUAGAGAAUUUAUGUUCUUAAUCGUACUGUGCUUUUGUGGGGGGAGGGUUGUGGGGAUUUGGGUUUUUUUUUUUUUUUUUUUUUUUUUUAAUGCUGCUGCAGCAGAGAACUUUUUCCUGUUCUCCUUUUUAUACCUCAGUGUGUUUGAUUUACUGUUCAGCAUAGUGUCUUGUUUCCAGAAGACUUUGAUCUUUUUGUGGAAGGUGGGUGGGGUUCACUAGUCAGGAAAAUCAAGUUUAUGUUUUGAAAAGUGCAUUAAUCCUAUAGCACAAAGUGAAGCCCCUAUGAAAAUGCACAGGUUUUUUUUGGGGGGGGGGGGGAAUCGAUCAUUUUUGGUGAUUUAGUGUAGUGUUUGUCAUAAAAAGUAUAAUGGAAAAAAGCAGGAAUUUCUGUAAUGUGUUCUUUAGUCUCUAAUUUCUUUAUAGCCUUUGAUUAUUAGUGACAAUUUUAAAAACAACGUUCCAUUCUUCCUCCAUUAUGUGUUGGUCACCCUUGUAUAUCGAUGCCUGAUACAAUGAGCAUCAAAACAGGGAAGAUUGAACCCUUGAGUUAAAUUUAUUUUUGUGUGAAAUGGCUGUGGGGUUGUUUUGGUGUUCCCUUAAAAAGCUUUAAUUAGGGGAGUAAAGAUUAAUAUGUUUGUCCGUACAAAUACACUUCCCCAAAAAUGAACAUAAAGCACAACUUUGGAAAUUCAGGGUGCAUUUCAGAGAAAAAAAAUCCAAUCUCAAAAUCCAUCAGUGAUAUCAGCUGAACUAUUUGUUCUCAUUCUCGCUCUCUUUUUCUCCCUCUCCCGUCAAAUAAAAAGUUAAAUUGAAAGAUUCAAAGAACAUUUUUAACGUACAGGCAUGGCCCCUGGUGAAAGAGAGCCAGCACGGGGCAAAAUGGAGUCACAUAAAGCUCUGUAUCAUCCAUCCAUAACUGCUCCAAAAACUGCAUUUAAAAUGGGGACAGUGUCUAAACCCUAGACUGGUUACAUGCUUUAAACUCAAGAGUUUAGCUUCAACAAGGAUGGGAAUUCUUGGCUUUUUUGGAAAGCUGAGAUUUUUUUUUUUUUUUUUUUAAGAGGGGCUUCAAUUACCAAGCCAUAUGACUUUGCUUCCCUAGUGGAAUAUGGUCCACCUUUCAGUAGCUUGAAUCUGAAUAUCUUAGCUAUUGAUGUUGAUAUGAAUUCUCAAGAAACUGCCUUCCUUUCUGGAUAGGAUCAUAAGUGGCAAACCAUAAAGACAAAUUUAGGGAAUGGAGAGCUUUUGCAUCGUGCAGAAAUUGAAGAGUUGGUGCAUCAAUUAGUGUUUUCCCCUGCAGUGGUAUAAGAGUUGUGUGUUCUCUUCCAAUAAGAGAAGAGCCCUAAAGGAGAAGAGAGGUUAUUAACUAAAAGGCUGAAGUGCCUCACCACAGGUACAGGAGAAAGGAUUCAUCUCUUUCCCCCAACCACCACACACAAGCAAUCUGAAAUAUUGAAGGACACUCUUCAAAUUAAUGAGAAAUUUCAAGGUGCACUUUCACUUCCUACUGCUGCUUUUCCUGUUACCAUAACAACUCCCAAGAAAUUUAAUUUCCUGUUGUAGAAAUCCUAAUCAUUUGUCCAAGUUUACGACAGCAGCCACUUAAGAAGUGAGGGUUUUAAGAGGUGGACAGAGAAAAGGGAGACAGUGAGAUCACAAAAACCUUUUUAACACACCAAAAAACCCCUAAAUUAUACAGGAUAAUGUUAUACAGGAUAAUGUAACAGUGCUACUUUCAGCUAAUACCUCAUGAAGUAAAUGCUCAGCAAUGGGUGUCAGCUGGGCUUAAUUUUAAGGAAUAAUGUUUAAAAACAUAAAAAUUAUCUUUUAGAGAGAGCUCUCAUUAAACUUGUAGAUGGCUCUUCAGAAUGCGUGUUAGUUUUCACAACCCACUUUCCUUCCUUUUGUGGUAAAGUGUAGUUGUGAACGUCUAUAGUUUUUGUUUUGUUUAUGUUUCUCACUGAGAGAAUUAUUUGUAACUUGGCUGUGAGAACCAAUUAGACUCAAAGACCUAGAUACCAAAGAUAACUGGUUGAAAGCUUUAAUUUGACAAUUUGCAGAAUACCUCCAUUUCACCUCUGUCUUGUUAAAAAUGCUUGGCCUUUUUGCCUUCACCUGUGUGGUUGUCUGGGCUGGAUUUAUGCCAGAAAAGCUAUUCUGCUUAAUGCUCGUGGAUGUUGCCCUUUUGUAUUUUCUGUUCUCCCUGUGCCGCUGCUCCAGCCCCACCACCCCCAUCCCUGGCAUUCUAAAACAAGUAUUUAGUUGCUUCUGGCAUGCUUUGAGUUGAAUUGUAGUAAAAUUCUUCUUGUCGGUCUCCAUCACUACAUUGCAUAGAGACCUGACAGCUGGUAGAAUUCCAUUGACCUUCAUAAUUUCAUAUUAUGUUGCUGCACAUGAUUGGAGAAGGCCACAAAUCUUGUCUUUAUUUUGGGGAGGCACAAUGUCUUCCUUUAAAGUUGCUAGUUAUUUAAUUCACUGGAUCUGCUUACAGCACAAACAAAACUAUUUGACUUUGAAGUGUUAAACAUCGCAUGUUGGGAGGCUUUUGUUUUUUAAAAAAACAGCUGUAUGGCUGCCCAAAAUAUUUCCUAUACUGUUACUGGAGUAGGUAGUGCUAAGCACACUUGCUCUCAUUGAAAAAUAUUAGUGUAGCUUGUAAGAUGGAGUGUUUAUAAUGCAAUGAGAGUAAGUAGUGUAAUAAUAUAGGAAAAGUUUAAUGCCAACAACAUAUAUCCCAUAGGGGCUUGUUUGUUUGGUGUAUAAUUGGUAGGAUUUCAAAUUUGGCUGACAAUAUUCUAGGUAUGCUCAUGGACUAUUGUUGGAUAAUGCCUCCACUGUCCUGAUGUGUGUAGAAAACAGGUGAAUGGACAGGAGUGUAGGAAAGAUAAGAAAUGUUUGAUGCUGGGUUGCAAACUCCUGCUUUUUCUUAAAAUAUUCAGGAUGAUUUUCUGAGCUGGUAGAAGUGGAUUAGAGGAAGGUUAGUUUAUUUUUUUUCCCCCUGGGCUCUAGCUUUGGAUCUAUAGACUUGUGCACUAAAUGCUCUUAAAGGAAUUUAAUUGUGCCAGGUUAAACCAAUGUUGGCCGUCAGUAAAUUUUCACUUGAUGAAAAGUUAUCAUCGGUUAACUGUCAUCCUCUCCUAAUUCAGCCAUAUUAUGCAGUCCUGUAAUUUCAAAACUGUUUCAGGGAGAGUUUCAAUGAUGUACAGGCUAAGGGCUUGUGAGGCAGCCAUGAUGCUAGAUAAUGCAGUACCCUCCGGUAAUUCACUCCUUUAAUUUAUACCCUUUAAGUAUAACUUAUAUGGGGAAGCCCACAAGUGCAUACCACAAAGAGGGAAAAACCUAAAAGUUAGUGUAUGUUAGGGCCAAAAAUAAUCAAGUUUAGAAACAGAAGAAGGCACUUGGUUGUGGCAUUCCAUUGGAACUGCUGGCGAUCGACUCAGUCUGUUUAGUUAUAGUUAAGCCAAAUUAAUUUAUUUCAAGAGCAGUCUUUAGGCUUGAUCCAGCCAUAUGUUUUAUUUCUUUUGAAGAUCAUAAGAUUUCUAUGUUCAGUUCUGGUUUUUUAAAAAAAAAAGUGUGCCAAAGUGUUUUUAUUUUUAUUUUUAAAGGAGUGUAUCCAAAUGGUGCCAAAAGGUAAUAGGGUAUUUAAAAAAAUAGAGAUGUUUAGACAAACAGUUUGGAGCUGUCUAAAAAUUAAACACUGGUACUCGCGUUAGACAAAUAUUGUACCUCAGGUCCUUGAGUCCUUUGGAGAUCAGUGAAAUCCAGUUUGCUGUGGUACAGAAUGCACAAAUAGAGACCCAACUGGUUUUGUUUCUUAAAGUUCUACCUCACCAUGGAGAAGCAAAUCAUCUACCUCAGUUUAGUAUCAGGUCUCAGAAGAAAGUGUUAGUCUGCAAGCAGGGGAAGGGUUCAUCCUGCUUGUGGGAUAAGAAGUUUUGUUUAAAUGGAAAUAUUAGAUGUGUACAAGUGGCAAUUUUGUUGUUUGCCUCCCUGUGAAAAUGUUAGACUGCCCUUGCGAGAUAAUUGUAAAUAAAACCAAAUAUUUGUACACUCAGGCAAAUCUAAUUCUAAUCAUCCUCCUAUAAGCUUGAUUCAUAUUCACUGGAAAUUAUGCAAACUGAAACUGUUUUUUUUUCAGUAUUAUGACACUACUGGUCAACAUGACAUACUUUGUGUCUUUAUUUGCAGAGUUCUUAUGUCCUUAAGACCUUUAGGUCUUCUCUCUACAAGAGAAAAAUAUUUUAUCUAUUUUUGCCUGCCUACAAAUGUACCCUGACAGAAAAGACUCUCAGGGUAUAAUUCCUUAAACGCAAUGCUAUACCAAAUGCUUGAAGGGAAUGAGAUUGAAUUUUUGACUUGGUGAUUGUAUAUGUAGUUUUCUUGAUGCAACAGGAUGUUUUCCACCAUGACAAGUGCAACCAAGUUCCUGUUCCUGAAAGGUAGUUCAGAGGGAAUGUUCUUACCAGCGGCACCCCUUAUGUUGGGUUUUUAUUUGACUUUAAUAGCGGCAUUCAACAGCCCCAUUAUUUUACAUGUGGAAUAAAGUUUAGAGAAGUACAUUAUCAGGUUACUGUAUUAAAAAUUCAUGUUUUUCUCCCUUAGUCAUUGAGUGACAAAAGUUAGAAGGGUGGGUACAGAAAACCACUAAUGGUUAUAUGCUGUGUUGAGUUUGGUAAAUGUUAUGGUGGAAAAUGUACCUUGAUGUCUUUUUAAGUGAUCUUACGGGUUAACAAGCCAGUUUGGCAUCUUUUUCCAUCAUGGUUUAACCAAUAAUGGUUCUAAAAAAGCUUUGUGUACCUGCAUGGUCUUAGACCUUCUCUUAAUGAUUGUAUCAGCUUACAAACUCAGGUAGAUAUUUUUGUUUGAAAGCUCAUUACAGAGCCUUACUGAUUGAAUGUUAUGUGUCUAUGUAGUGAAGUAGGGUAGAUACCUUUCUUUAAACUACCAGACCAGUAAACUCCUUUAUAGGUUUAUAGGAUACUUCUCAGUCUAUGUAGUAGUUUCCUUCAGAGGAAGAGAUCUCCUGUUUUGAGUUUUGCUUUUUGUUUUCUUCCUAAAAUGACUCAAGUUUUUAACUAGUUUGUAAGGUGUGUUUAGUCACCCAAAUUGGGGGUGGGGGUGGGGAGGGAUCUUACUGUAUGUGACUGUUGUUUGUAUUGUUCAUUACUUGUCAUGCCUGUCUUGGUUGGUGGUUGAUAUAUUUUAAGUAAUAAGAGCGAGGGCCAUAAAUGCCAUCUAAUUUGGUCCUUUGUUCAGGCAUCGAUUCACAGAAAUUGGAACCAUCAAAAACAAAUAGCUCUGUCCAAUUAAGACCAGCAACAAAUUCUGUAGCAAGUUUAAGUCCUCGCUUGAGUUACUGUAGAUACAAAACCACCUUAUAAAAUACAAUUACUAAAUUAGAAGUACUGUCAUCUUGAUGUAGUUCAACACAGUAAUGCUACAAACACCCAGAAUGAGUCUGUCAGUUCUUGGAAGUUGUGUGUUUUGUAAUUGCUUUUGUAGUUUCCUGUUCUGCUUCACUCUGCUUUUCUAUUUUAGUGAUUUAAUCAUGCUGUUUUCCUAAUAAUAAAAAAAUUUGCUGUGGGACAGACAGUGCACUGAGCAAUACAUUAAAAACAGAGCAUUUAUAAGUGUUAACAGAACAGAUGAUGUUAAAAAAAAAACCCUUCCAUUAACACAACCCCCACAUUCCAAAAAAAGGGGUUAACUUGUCUAUAUAGACAAAAAUUGCUGGGGUUUGUAACUUAAAAUGUUACAUAUAGCAAAGAAGAAAGCAUGACAGGUCAUGAACAAACUGUUACAUAGAACAAACUAACAUUGUUAGAGAACUCUUGUGUUAAUGGAGGCUUCUGAAUGUAUCUUUGUGGUCCAUAGAGAAGGCUGAAGGAUGUAGCAAGGAGAUGCUGUAUCAGCUACUGGCAGCCUUAAAACAAAGUCAGUGUCUCUCUGGACUUUAAAAUGUUCCUAUGCAGUUUAUUUUAUUUUUGUUUAAUCAAAUAAAUGUGAGUUUUUCAUGGCAA